This is a messenger RNA of Gorilla gorilla gorilla (western lowland gorilla), 4497 nucleotides long. It is a transcript of the gene COX18, whose product is annotated as cytochrome c oxidase assembly factor COX18. Gene Ontology annotation, biological process: mitochondrial respiratory chain complex IV assembly; protein insertion into mitochondrial inner membrane from matrix. Gene Ontology annotation, molecular function: membrane insertase activity. Gene Ontology annotation, cellular component: mitochondrial inner membrane. Lineage: Eukaryota; Metazoa; Chordata; Mammalia; Primates; Hominidae. The record is from RefSeq and is a predicted model, not a curated record. The coding region runs from base 62 to 1117 and encodes 351 amino acids. The transcript is spliced from 6 exons.
GCAUGCGCUUUAUGCCCGCUAUUGCUGGCGCGUGCGCGUAUCAGUCUUGGCUGGCCGGCGUAUGUCCGCUGGAUUGUGGGGCCCGGGAUCUGGGCUCCGCGGUGGUGCAGAAAUGCUGUUCCGGCUCGGCGGUCGGUGGCUGCGGCCGCUCCCUGCCCUGCAGCUUUGGGCUAGGGACCCGCCGCUUGCGCCGGUUCCUACGAGCGGCGCCAAGCGCCCCACUCUCCCAGUGUGGGCAGUGGCACCAGUCUCUGCAGUACAUGCGAACGGCUGGUACGAGGCCCUGGCCGCGUCUUCGCCGGUGCGGGUUGCGGAGGAAGUACUGCUCGGCGUGCACGCCGCCACGGGCCUGCCCUGGUGGGGCAGCAUUCUGCUCUCCACCGUGGCCUUACGGGGUGCUGUCACGCUGCCUUUGGCAGCCUACCAGCACUACAUCCUGGCCAAGGUGGAAAAUUUGCAGCCAGAAAUAAAAACUAUUGCCAGGCAUCUUAACCAAGAAGUUGCAGUUCGUGCAAAUCAGUUGGGGUGGUCCAAAAGAGAUGCCAGGCUCACUUAUCUAAAGAAUAUGAGGAGGCUAAUUUCAGAGCUAUAUGUGCGAGAUAACUGCCACCCUUUCAAAGCCACUGUGUUGGUUUGGAUUCAGCUUCCAAUGUGGAUCUUCAUGUCUUUUGCUCUCCGGAAUUUAAGCACGGGGGCAGCACAUUCAGAAGCAGGUUUUUCUGUUCAGGAACAGUUAGCUACUGGUGGAAUUCUGUGGUUUCCUGACCUCACUGCACCGGACUCCACUUGGAUUCUGCCUAUCUCUGUUGGCGUCAUCAAUUUGUUAAUAGUGGAGAUUUGUGCUCUACAAAAAAUUGGAAUGUCUCGUUUUCAGACGUAUAUUACAUACUUUGUCCGUGCAAUGUCGGUGUUGAUGAUACCAAUUGCUGCAACAGUACCCUCAUCAAUUGUUCUCUACUGGUUAUGCUCCAGCUUCGUGGGCCUUUCCCAGAAUUUGCUGCUGCGUUCUCCUGGAUUUCGCCAACUUUGCCGAAUACCAUCGACCAAGUCAGAUUCAGAAACUCCUUAUAAAGACAUAUUUGCUGCCUUUAAUACCAAGUUCAUUUCAAGAAAAUGACAUAUUUUCCAAUAAUUUUGAAACAGUUGCAGGAGUCACUAUCAUCUUAAUGUAUUUAGGCUUAGAAAUUCAGAUGUUACUUGAUUUCCUUUUAUUUAAAAUCAUUAACUUCAUGAAAUAUUGUAGGUUAAGAUGUAAUCCAGACCAGGCACAGUGGCUCAUGCCUGUAAUCCCAGCACUUUGGGAGGUCGAGGUGGGUGGAUCACCUGAGGUCUGGAGUUCGAGACCAGCCUGGCCAACAUGGUGAAACCCUGUCUGUACUAAAAAUAACAAAAAAAUUAGCUGGGCUUAGUGGCAGGUGCCUGUAAUCCCAGCUGCUUGGGAGGCUGAGGCAGGAGAAUCGCUUGAACCUGGAAUACAGAGGUUUCAGUGAGCUGAGAUCACCCCAUUGCUCUCCAGCCUGGACAACAAGAGUGAAACUCUGUCAAAGAAAAAAAAAAGAUGUAAUCCAGAUAUAUUUGACAGUAAUUAAAAUCUUUUAAAUGUUAUAAAUGCAGUAUGUUUGUGAAAGUAUUAGAAUAGAACCAAAGUGCCUGUCUCUGUUUAUAAAGUUACAAUUUGUUAGAGCUACCAGAACUUUGGAGAAUAGGGUUAGCUACUGAAUGAUGGCAAAUUAAACUAAACAAUACUGCAUAUUACUGUUUUGUAAAAUAAGAAGAUCAGUGAGAUGAUGCAUGUUUUUUUUUUUUUUUUGAGAUGGAGUCUCACUGUGUCACCCAGGCUGGAGUGCAGUGGCGCAAUCUCAGCUCACUGCAACCUCCAUCUCCCGGAUUCCAGCGAUUUUCCUGCCUCAGCCUCCAAGUAUCUGGGAUUGCAGGUGCACACCACCACGCCCAGCUAAUUUUUGUAUUUUUAGUAGAGAUGGGGUUUCACCAUGUUGGGCAGGCUGGUCUGGAACUGCUGACCUCAAUUAAUCCACCCGCCUUGGCCUCCCAUAGUGCUGGGAUUACAGGCAUGAGCCACCUCACCCAGCAUUUUUUUUUUUUAAUUUUUUUAAUGAGACAGAGUCUCUCUCUGUCACCUAGGCUGGAGUGCAGUGGCACGAUCUCGGCUCACUGCAACCUCUGCCUCCCGUGUUCAAGCAAUUCUCCUACCUCAGCCUCCUGAGUAGCUGGGACUACAGGGGUGCACCACCAUGCCCGGCUAAGUUUUGUAUUUUUAGUAGAGAUGGGGUUUCACCAUGUUGGCUAGGCUGGUCUUGAACUCCUGGCCUCAAGUGAUCUGCCCACCUUGGCCUCCCAAAGUGCUGGGAUUACAGGUGUGAGCCACUGUGCCCGGCUGAGAUGUUUCUUAUUACUUUGGAGGUGGAGAGGAUUUGAGACCUCUUUGAGCAUCUGAAAAAAGGCUAUAUAUGUAUGGUUUUCUCUUCAGAAAAAUCUUAAGACUCACAAUACGGGGACUUCCUUGUUACCAGGAAGAUUUUCUGGCAAUUCCUAGUUAAUAAAUCUUAUUCUAAUGGAACAUACAUUGAUCUUGAGUUAAUGCGUGGUUGAAAAAGAAAAGGUGGGGGGCAACUUGAAAUAUAUGCAGUAAAGUAGUCCAUGCAUACAAGUCCCUAACAUGGUAGAUGAGGUUGCCUCCUGGCCCUGCUCAGAAAGAAUACAAAAAGUGUACAUUCCUUUUUCUAUAAUUUAAGAAGUUUGGAAUACAGAGUGUAACACUGUGUACUGCUAGCACCCAAAGUGGAAAAUCUUAAGCAUUCAGUUUGUUUAGUCAAAGAAGAAAACCAGAAGGGCAGUUGCCUAUUGAGGUGAUUUUAAACCUGUUUAUUUGUAAGGAUUAAGUACCCUAAUAGGCUUAAACUAUGAUAGAGGUUUAAUACAGGAAAAAUUGACAGGUAUUAUAAAUUGUGGAUCCAGUUACUUGCUUAUUUAAUUUGUAAAGAGGUAAAAUUAGCUCUGGUUGAGAUAUCAAGUAUGGCAGGUAUUUGAGAAGGCUAUAAAUCAUAAUUUUCAUUUAGUUAAAAUAUGGACCUGAUUCUGGGAAACCGUAUCAUUCCAUCUCAAUGUUUUACAAUAAAAUAAAAACUAAAGUGAAAUUCAUUAGUCAUUUCUUUGAUUGAUGUCUCUUAAAUUUUAGUUCACCUGCUUAAUGAAGUUAUGACAUUUUUUAAUAGAAAAAAUGUACAGCAUACAGAGGUAAGAAUUCUCCUUCCCUGAGAAUUUAUUUUAGACAUAGAUGGUGGCAAUUAAGACUAGGUUCUUUUUUCAUACAAGUUCCUAGUCCUGGUUUCUGACUGUCCUAUUGGGGCAAUUGUGCUUUCCAACCACAUUGAAGGAAUUGAAACAUCCUCAUUAUUUGUGGAUUUUAUAUUUGUAAAUUUGCCUCCUUGCUCAAAUCUAUCCAUAACCCCAGAACCAGUAUUUGCACAAGUGCUUUUGAGCCAUUUGUAGGCAAAAAUGUGAGUCACCUCCCAACAGAAGUCAAACAAAUGGUACUCUGCCUUUUAGUUUCAGCUCUCAUACCGUAAACAUGUAUCCUUUUUGAGUCUACUUAGUCCCAUCUCUUCCUAAUUUCUGUUCUUUUUGUUGGUGAUUUUACUGUUUAAAAUGGCCUCCAAAUGCCCUGCUGGAGUGCUUUCUGAUGUUCCUAAGCUCAGGAAGGCUGUGAUGUGCCUUAAGGAGAAAAUAAGUGUGUUAGAUAAGCUUCAUUCAUGCACAAGUUAUAAUGCUGUUGGCAGAGAGUUCAGUGUUACUGAAUCAACAAUAUGUUGCAUUGAUCUGUUGACAAAAACAAAGCUUGCAAAAACCUAAUCCUGUAUGUUUUCUAGGAGCAGUGGUUUGGUAUUCACUACUUCAGUGUUUGUGGACUUUAUGGAACAUAAGUACCACAAAUAAUGCAAAUUGACUAUAUUUGCAGCAUGUACAAUCAAGGAUGCAGAGGCAGAAAUGUGUGUGCAGCUUAGGUCAUAGUAAAGAGGAAAGAAUUUGAGGAAAAUUUUGCCAGUUACAUAUUACCUCUGGAAUAACUUUGCCUUUGCCAUGUGUGUUACUGUGUACUCACUCAGAUAUUUUUCUCAUAAUGGCAUGAGGGAAAUCAGUCUCCUUUUCCCAUUGUGUUUGUUACUUUUGCUGAGACGCAAAAAAUAACGUGCUAUGAUUUUGUGAAAUAUGUAUUUGGUCUUUAUCCCCAAUCCCUGACAUCCAGCGGAAUCUGCAGAGUUAAGUGUCUUUUGUAUGCUCGUGUGAUGACUGGUGGCUGGGGGCCCCUAGAAAGUUUCAGGAUGGGGCAGAUCCUUGUGGCCAGGAGUUCCAGAUCAGCCUGGGCAACAUAGUGAGACCUUGUCUGUACAAAAAAGAAAGUAGGAAAAAACAUCUUUGGUUUUUCCUAUCUCCAGAUACUUCCUUUUCAAAUAAAUGAAUCUUCUUUCAUGUGCAUAA